CAUUUUAUUUUUCACUAUGGGAAGAACAGUAGUUUCACUCCUUUGCGGCGGCUUCACCCGCAAGAAAUCGUCGCCGCCCAGCGCCGUUGAAGAACACCUCAAAGCCGGAAAUUCAGAGGUUGCACUAAUUAUACACGAAGAUGCAUCCAACAAACCCUGGCGAUCCUCCGCCAGUGGAAGGGGGAACAGCCACACUGGGGAAUUAACCGCUAAACCGCCGCCCGACGGUGAUCAGAAACCGCUGCCGCCGCCUCCCGGUAGACAGCAGUACUCAUCAUCAGCACAUCACUUGAGAACCUCGUCCUUCCACUAUCACCACCGGCGGUCGAAUUCCGGCGCCGCCUGGAAGUUUGUGUUCAGCAUGACCGUGAACGUACGGGGGAGAAGCGGCGGCGGGGCGACGACGACGACGUCGCGGAAGUCAUCGCGGCGGGUGGAGAAGAAGUUGAACCACGUCCACGAGGAGUCGAUAUGGAAGAAGACGAUAAUACUAGGUGAGAAAUGUAGGGUUCGGGAGGAGGACGACGACGCCAUUUUGUACGAUGAAAAUGGGAAGAGGAUAUCAGCUUACCGUCCCAAGAAAUUUACGUCCAUCUCCAGGCAGAAUUCGUCUAGUGAUCAGGAGUCCGCAGAAAUUCUAACUCUGAAUAGUGCUCUCGCAUCUGCAAAAAUAACACAAGAACUCGUCAACAGCAACCAGGAGCCCAUCUCUUUGUCUGCACAAUCUCAAACCUUUCAAGGGUAACAGACUUCUUCCCAAUUCUGUUGCAGCCCUAGGCACCGGCUCCAUCAACCAGGCACUGUCUCAAGGUAACGCGACGGCUGCAAUGAUCUGGACAUUUAGAAAAGCCUGGGACUCGAUCUAAACUACGGUUAAGGUACUAUACGUGUUUCGUUAAGUAUACGGAUACGAUGAAGCAUCUCAAAGAAGCUAAGAAAUUUGCUGUGGCUGGUAAUGCCAAGUCUGUCAAGAACCACAUGCUUGUUGCUGUGAACAGACUUGAUUUAUGUGACGAUGAAAUGGUGAAGGCUUGGAGCAGUGAAGCAAGGUCCCUCCUGGAGAGCAAAAGCAAGCUCAAAGAUAUCU
Sesamum indicum (sesame) is the source of this 1087-nucleotide messenger RNA. RefSeq lists its product as uncharacterized. Lineage: Eukaryota; Viridiplantae; Streptophyta; Magnoliopsida; Lamiales; Pedaliaceae. The record is from RefSeq and is a predicted model, not a curated record.